Phycodurus eques (leafy seadragon) is the source of this 3193-nucleotide messenger RNA. RefSeq names its product PDZ domain-containing protein 4. NCBI's taxonomy places the organism in Eukaryota, Metazoa, Chordata, Actinopteri, Syngnathiformes, Syngnathidae. Gene Ontology annotation, molecular function: protein binding. The record is from RefSeq and is a predicted model, not a curated record. Bases 1 to 2562 code for a protein of 853 amino acids. The transcript is spliced from 7 exons.
AUGGGGUGCAACAUGUGUGUGGUCCAAAAGCCUGAAGAACAAUACAGGGUCAUGUUCCAGGUGAACAGGAAGGAGUUGUCCCGCCUGUCUGGCGAUCCCACACUGGACACGAGGGACCCUGUGCUGUCCAACGUACUACGGGGGCGCAAGUCCCGCAGACGCGCAGGCCUAACGGGGCCCCCGGCCGGCGUCGCUCCGCCGACCAUGGGGAUGGCCGACUGCGUGGACAGCUGCACCCAGACGGACAUCAGCUUCCAACAUACGUUGACCGCGGGCAAGAGCGGGCCGUCUCCACCCGACCCCCCGCCUUCGCCCCCUCUCCCAGCACUCCUGGAGCCAUAUUUGCUCAAUGAACUUUACCUAGAGCCCGUGUACUACGACCCGGCCGACUACUUCGACAUCACUCAGCAUGACGUUGACAGGCAGGACGAGCUGGAAUAUGAGGAGGUGGAGCUGUACAAAUCCCAUCAUCAGGAUAAACUCGGGCUGACAGUGUGUUACAGAACCGACGACGAGGAGGAUCUUGGGAUCUACGUCGGCGAGGUGACCCCGAAUAGUAUUGCUGCAAUGGACGGCCGCAUCCGCAAGGGGGACAGAAUAUUGCAGAUCAAUGGAGUGGACAUCCAGGACAGAGAGGAGGCGGUAGCUCUUCUGACCAGAGAAGACAGCACUAAUGUCUCCUUCCUCCUCGCACGACCCGAGAUCGAGAAUGACAACCAAGUGGACCCAGACAAACUGGACCUGGAGCCACCGGACAACGCUAUCCAUCUUCUGGCCAGUCACAGAAACGGCAGUUGCGCGGACGCCUCCCCUCCGGGCGGCGGUGCUGCAGGUCGCCACGAUUGCUUACUGAACAGGGAUUCGCCCGAUUUGCUGCAGACCGUGCUGAGCAACAGCCAGGAGCUGGACAGCGGAGUGGGCCGCACGGACGAAAGCACGCGGUACGAGGAGUCCUCGGAACACGACCUCCUGGGAGACGACCACACCAGUGCCUCCAAUACAAACGCCACAAACACACCCGGAAGCAUGCGUAAGUUUUCAUCCGCCCAAAGCGACACGCCGCCACUGCUGUACUCCCAAGACCUUCAGUUUAGCACCGACUCCCUUUUGGGCCUGGACUGUGUCAACGGAGGAGGGCUGGAGCAGCUGGAAGGCAGCAACCGGACCUACACGGGUGACCCGGUGAGGAUGAUGAUGCCCGGACUGACUGAAGAAGAGUGCGAGAGGUACAAAGAGCUGCUGGAGAUAAAGUGUUACUACGAGAGAAGCGGCGGCCGCGAGGAAGGCGGCGUCUCGCUGGACGAGAACAAGAACGAGAGCCUGACUCGGCACGAGAUGGCGCUCCUGGAGGAGGAGUUGCGGCACCUUGAGUUCAAGUGUCGAAACAUUCUCAGGGCGCAGAAGAUGCAGCAGCUGAGAGAGCGCUGCCUCAAAGCUUGGCCUCUGGAGGAGAAGGUCAGUCGGUGCUCGGUCGGCGACGAGUCCCGUCGCCAGGCUCUGUCCGACAUCAACGAGCUUCCGGAGAGGGAGCGCUCCGAUAAGGACAGCACCAGUGCCUACAACACCGGAGGGGAAAGCUGCAUGAGCACCCCGCUGGUUAACGAGCAGCACCCCUCGCCUUCCGCAGCCAGCCCGGAGGGAGGAGAAGCUCGGCCGGAGAAGAGCUUCUCCUCAAGGCAGAGAGAGAGGGCGACCCGGAACGAAGGAGGCACCGCGGUCCCAGGGAACCUCAACCACUCUCACAGGAGAGGAUCCAACCCAGGAGCCCGGAGGGGUUCUGACGGAGGGCUGAGACGCAACAGCAAAACCAACCCUCAGAGUGUGAGGCUGGGGGGCCGCAGUGCCGAAAACAGUCCUUACAUGUCUCGCCGUCACGCCGAAACGAAGCUGCCUCAGCACUACUUGAGCUGCAUGCAGCUGGGGUCUCCGUCGGCCUCCGAAAGGCCGGGGGGAUACGGAGAAGCAUCCGGACAGGGCAUCGCGGACGUCAGCCCCAUGAGUCUGGGUAGCACAUGUAAAGACGUGGCCCGAAGCGGCGCCACCGAGCCCUUCUCGCCGCGUAUGGAGUGGAAAGUAAAGAUCCGGAGCGACGGCUCACGCUACGUGGCCAAGAGGCCCGUGCGGGACCGCCUCCUGAAGGCACGGGCCAUGAAGAUCCGAGAAGAACGAAGCGGAAUGACCACGGACGACGAUGCGGUCAGCGAGAUGAAGAUGGGCCGCUACUGGAGCAAAGAGGAGCGUAAGCAGCAGCUGCAAAGGGCCCGGGAGCAGCGGCGGCGACGGGAGCUGAUGAUGCAGAGCCGCCACGACUUCCUGAGGGAGCGGGAGCGGGAGCAGGGUUGCGGGGGCUCCGGGGACGGCGCUGGAGCGGGACAGCAGGGGGCCGCGCAGCAGCAGGAACCCACCUCCAUCCUGGAGUUGUGCCACCGCAGGAGCAUGAAGAAGCGCAGUCGCAGGAUUCUGGACAACUGGAUUACCAUUCAGGAACUGCUGACCCACGGGAGCAGGUCUGCGGACGGGACCAAAGUUUACAACCCCCUGCUGUCGGUCACCACAGUCUGACUUGGACACUGAAAGGAAGGUUUUGAAUGAGGACGUGGCCUUUCGACGCUGCGCUGGUGCCAACCAGAGGUGGCAAAAGUUCACACACUCUGUUACUCACACAACUCACAAAAAAAGUUAGGGAUAUUGGACUUUCAGGUGAAAUUUCAGGGCGAGCCUAAAACGCACCAGAACCUUUACAGGUGAACUUUUUACUUUCACCAAACUUUUGAAUGCACAUGUCCAACUGUUCAGUGUUUCAGUACUUUUUGCAUAACUUGCUGUUCUCUAACAAGGCGCUGACUGGCAAAAUUCCCUGAAGGUGUUUGCUCCAUGAACCUUUCCAGGGCUGUCCAACUUGUGUGCUUUUCUGUGACUCUUCCAGUCUCGCUGUAAUCUUGGUUGCAACCUCUUCACUUCCUGGUCCAAUUGUUAGGCGUCAUCUUGGUCUCAUAAUGUUGAAAUGUGAACAGAAUAAUGAAGAGGACUGUUUAAAUACCAAUUUUAAUUCAACCAGGAAAUGUCAUGGUUUAAACACGUGAAUUUUGCCGGCCAGCUCAAGUUGUGCAAUAACUACUGAAACGAACAGACAAGUGCAUUGAAAAGUUUUGAGUAUCAGAGUGCAUUUUGCUUAGCUUUAACUUUCACUAGU